This is a messenger RNA of Copidosoma floridanum, 1083 nucleotides long. RefSeq names its product carbohydrate sulfotransferase 11. NCBI's taxonomy places the organism in Eukaryota, Metazoa, Arthropoda, Insecta, Hymenoptera, Encyrtidae. Gene Ontology annotation, biological process: carbohydrate biosynthetic process. The record is from RefSeq and is a predicted model, not a curated record. Gene Ontology annotation, molecular function: sulfotransferase activity. Gene Ontology annotation, cellular component: membrane.
AUGAAAGUAUGGGUCCUCGGCGCGAUCGUCCUUUGCGCGGCGCUCUCGCAUUAUCCCGGAGUGCUCGUCAUUGCGCAGGAAGUCUGGAGCGCCAUUGGAAAUGGAGGUGACACGAAUAGCAUCGAGGAAUUCCACGACGACGUUAAUAAGGAAACGUAUCACUACUCGUGGUCAGACACGAACGCGUUGACCAGAUCGACGCUCCUAGAUCGCCAGGAGCGUUUGCAGUUCAGGUGCGAUCAGGUGGAGACGACGGAGGGGCCGUUUCCCGAGAACCGGGAUCCCGAAGCCUUUCGUAAUAUUCUAGUCGACGACAAUCACCAGCUGCUCUAUUGUUAUGUACCCAAGGUCGCUUGCACCAACUGGAAGCGCGUGCUGAUGAUAGCAAUGGGCAAAUGGCGAAAGGACAGCUCCUCGGCCCUGGAAAUACCGGCUGACUUGGCGCACGCGCCCAACACCUUUCGGCGACUCAGCAACUACACGCCAUCCGAGAUCCGAGCGAGGCUGGCCAGCCACGAUAAACUGAUAGUCGUACGACACCCGCUCGAGCGUCUAUUAUCGGCUUACAGAAAUAAAUUUGAGGCCAAACAUGAGAGAAGCUCCGCUUACUUCCAGUCGCGCUUCGGCAGAAAAAUAAUCAAGAAGUACAGAGCCAACCCUUCGGAAGAAUCUUUGCUGAGGGGUGACGAUGUGACGUUUUCCGAGUUUGUAAAUUUUGUGACGGACGACAAUGAGAAUGGUACGCGAAACGAGCACUGGAACUCCAUCUCGGAAUUGUGCCAUCCGUGCUUGGUCAAUUACAAUUUCAUCAGCAAGUACGAAACGCUGACCGAAGAUGCCAUGGAAAUUUUGGAAAGAAUUGGCGAAGGGUCAAUAGCAUUUCCCAUGAGGCCACAGAAUAGCGAACCGACAACCAAGAUAUUGGACAACUACUACUCGACCCUGAAGUACAGUCAAUUGCGAGAUUUGGCGCAGCUCUACCGAUGGGACUUUUUUUUCUUCGACUACUCGCUCGAACAACUUCUUGGUUUUUCGAUAGCUUAAUUGGAAAAUAUUCACGGACAAAUUGUUUAAUGUUGUACA